Messenger RNA from Paramuricea clavata, 537 nucleotides. NCBI's taxonomy places the organism in Eukaryota, Metazoa, Cnidaria, Anthozoa, Malacalcyonacea, Plexauridae. The record is from the annotation of a GenBank genome assembly.
AUGGAAGGAUGUCCUGAAAAAGACAAGGAGCAGGAUGAACCAAUAAUUCUCACCAGUGAGAAGUCUGUCAAGGACCAAUUAAAAUUUAUAGUUUGUGAAGAGGCUAUUGCAACAACUUUUAGUGUGUGCCUUAAAUGUGGAAGCCGCUGCUCUGUUUUGGUCACAAGUAUAAUUGGAAGCUACUGCAAGAUCUUAAUCUCAUGUUUAUCUUCAGCACAGCAUAAUAUAUCCUGGUCAACAGGACCCCUUAUGAAUAGAUUACCUGCUUUUAACCUACUUAUGGCAGCUAGUAUCCUAAGCACUAGUAUGGAAUCUAACAAAACAAUGCGAUUUAUGGAAUCAUUAAACAUUUUGUGCUUCAAGAGGCGAGAGUUGUCAAACAUCAAAAGUGCAUAUGUUAUCCCAGCUGUAAUAAGUGUUUGGGAAAUGGAACAGCAUAAAUUAUUGGAUGAUUUAAAGGGAAAAGCAAUUGAGAUAGCAUCAGAUAUGCGAGUGGAUAGCCCAGGACAUUGUGGACUACUUGGUGCUGGAAGUUAA